UAAGAAAAAAGAAAAGAAAGUUUUGUCGUUAACAUUAUUCUUGUUAAUGUUAUAGAUUUGUAUAUUAUAUGUUUACCUCUAGAUUUCCCGCUUCGCUACCGUUCGAUCUUCAAUGCAAACCCUUAUUUUGCUUUAUAUUAAUUAAUGAUAUGUUUUAAAUCGUAAUUUAGUUCAAUUGAACUGACAUUGAUAUACGGAUAAUGAAAUGAAGUGGUGUGUUGCUUUUGAUGUAAUAAUUUUCAUCUUUGAGAAUGGCUGUGAUUAAAUACAAUGGAGGAGACUUAUUACCAGAAAGGAGAGGCGUAAUCGGUGCCGUAUUCAAUUCUCUAAACGGUGAUCAUACCUUUUCUUCUCGUGUCGUUCGACGGAGGAAGCUCGGUCGUUUUACUAAACCGAGUUUCCUGAUUUUGAUUUUGUUGCUUUUUGCUCUUUUCUUGAUUUCACUUUCCGUUUUUGGCCUCAGAUUGCAACUUCCAGGUAAUUUUGAAAGUUUGGAGAAAUUAGACAAUGCUGAUAAUUUUGAGGAAAGUAAUCAGAUUAGAAAUGAAGUAAAGCAGGAAUUUCAUGGAUCUAAUUAUAUUCUAAAUCCUCCAAAAUCCAAGCGUAAACAGCAUCUUCCCUGCGAAGUUGGUUUUUCAGGAUCAGUUAAUUAUCUUAUUGAGCCCCAAGAUUUAAGAAAUUUCACCCGAUUUUCACUACGUUAUGUGGCCUCAGAGGAGAAACCUUUGGGUGCAAAUUCAUUUCAAUCUAGAUUUGGAGGACAUCAAACACUCGAGGAAAGAGAGAAAUCUUUCUAUGCUAGAAACCAAACACUACAUUGUGGUUUUGUUCAAGGAACUCCUGGACUUCCAAGCACCGGAUUUGAUUUGGAUGAGAAGCACAGGGCAUACAUGAGUACCUGUCGGGUAGUGGUCUCUUCCUGCAUCUUUGGGAGCUCUGACUUUCUGCGGAGGCCUACAAGCAAAAAGAUCAGUGAAUUUUCCAAGAAAAAUGUUUGUUUUGUUAUGUUUGUGGAUGAAAGUACACAGUCUAAACUGUCUUCGGAUGGUCAUAUACCUGAUGAUAGUGGACAUAUUGGUCUAUGGAAAUUAGUUGUUGUCAGGAACUUACCAUAUGAGGACAUGAGGAGAACUGGAAAGGUGCCAAAAUUCUUAUCACAUCGCCUCUUCCCAUCUUCUAGCUAUUCAAUUUGGCUUGACAGUAAGAUGCGACUCAACACUGAUCCAAUGUUGAUACUUGAAUAUUUUUUGUGGCGAACAAGAUCAGAGUAUGCCAUUUCAAACCAUUACGACCGUCACUGUGUCUGGGAGGAGGUACUCCAAAAUAAGCGUCUAAACAAGUAUAAUCACACAGCGAUUGAUGAGCAGUUUAAUUUUUACCAGUCUGAUGGCCUAACCAAGUUUGACUCUUCAGAUCCAAAUACGCCUCUUCCAAGUUAUGUGCCAGAAGGUUCAUUUAUUGUACGAGCGCAUACGCCAAUGUCAAAUUUAUUUUCAUGCCUUUGGUUUAAUGAAGUUGAUCGAUUUACUUCACGUGAUCAACUUAGCUUUGCAUAUACUUACUUGAAACUGAGGAGAUUGAAUCCAGAUCAUCUAUUCUACCUAAACAUGUUCAAGGACUGUGAACGCAGGGCAUUAGCAAAGCUAUUUCGUCACAGGGCAUUGCCAUCAACUCCACCUGGUCCUUAAAUCAUUGAAACUCUUUUUGGCAGUUAUGUAUAGCCUUGGAAUUCGUAUUGACUGGAAAAAAAAUAUUACAUUCCUGAGUUCCCCUUCAAGAAUCUACUUUGAUGUAUCUUUGGAGCUUGGCACAAAUCAGGCUGUGCAGUCAGCUGCCUUAUGAGAGGAUGAGAUUGAUUAGGCGAUGGCCCUCAUACCAUGGUAAAUGACUUCAAGAGGUUGUAUUCUAUUGCCCAAGUGGUUUUCAGCAUGGGGAGCUGUUGUUUAUUUUUUUAUCUUACACAAUUUUCUCUUGGGGCUUUCUUGGACCAAAUGAUUUGGCUGUAGAGAUGGCUUAUGAUAAUUUAUAAUAGCAUGUGGCAUGGGAUUUCUUGGCUAAAUCCUUGAAGUUCCAAAACUAAACCAACCCAUUUAAUAUACUAUGGUGCCCAUGUGCAUGGACACACAGUCUAAUGACUGGUAUUUCUUUUUUCCUAUACUUUUAACAUUUCUUUUGAAUAAUGGUUUUACCAACAAAUUGUUGGGAUGAAGCCCAGUGCCUUAGAUAUUUUAUAUUUUCCUUUCAUCUUUUUCCUUCCAUACAUUUGAUCUUUCCUGGGGCUGGUAGGUAGGAUACAUUUUGUUGAGAGAAGGAAAAUGCUCAACUGCUGAAGAUCGUUCAAUCUUGCGGUCAAGAUCUUGACAUUGUACUAAUUUGACAGUUCAAGGAUUGUUACAGUUUAUAGUGCAUGCUUUAUCUACACAGAUCUGUUACUUGUAAUGGACAGAGAUAUGGUGUAAUACUUUGAAAUUUGUAUGAAAAGCCAAUUGGGACUUGUACUUUGUGGUCGACCACAGUUUUUGACACUUGUAACUAUCAAAUAAGAAUGCCAAUCAUGCUUUCUUCGAGAUUC
Messenger RNA from Ricinus communis (castor bean), 2572 nucleotides. Its product is annotated as probable hexosyltransferase MUCI70. The coding region runs from base 252 to 1688 and encodes 478 amino acids. NCBI's taxonomy places the organism in Eukaryota, Viridiplantae, Streptophyta, Magnoliopsida, Malpighiales, Euphorbiaceae. The record is from RefSeq and is a predicted model, not a curated record. The transcript has 8 exons.